AUGGCUGCCAAGAGGAAGCUUGGAGCAAUGGCGGAGGUGAUCGAAGAACCUAUCGACCCAGCGGAUGAGCUCAUGUUCCUUUGCCUAGGAGGUGGGAACGAAGUGGGCAGAUCAUGCCAUAUCAUACAGUACAAGGGCAAGACCAUCAUGCUCGAUGCUGGACAACACCCUGCCCGAGAAGGUCUUGCAGCUUUACCCUACUUCGACGAAUUCGACCUUAGCACCAUCGACAUACUGCUCGUUAGCCACUUCCAUCUUGACCAUGCCUCGGCAUUGCCCUACGUCCUUGCCAAAACCAACUUCAGAGGACGCGUCUUCAUGACGCAUCCUACAAAAGCGAUUUACAAGUGGCUGAUACAAGACAGUGUACGAGUACAGAGUCUCUCUUCCUCCUCCGAACAACGAACGGCCCUCUACACUGAAGCCGAUCAUCUUUCAACUUUCUCCCAGAUCGAGGCCGUGGACUUCAAUACAACGCACACCGUUUCCUCCAUUCGGUUUACGCCAUAUCCUGCCGGCCAUGUUCUAGGAGCUGCAAUGUUCUUGAUCGAGAUAGCUGGUCUCAAGAUCCUUUUUACAGGAGACUAUUCGCGAGAAGAUGACCGCCAUUUGGUUUCCGCGGAAGUCCCAAGGGGCAUCCAGAUCGAUGUACUCAUCACAGAAAGCACAUACGGCAUUGCUACACACAUACCACGGGCAGAGCGAGAAACUGCAUUAAUGAAAAGUGUGACGGGUAUACUCAAUCGAGGAGGAAGAGUCUUGAUGCCUGUCUUUGCCCUGGGACGAGCUCAGGAGCUUUUGCUAAUUCUGGACGACUACUGGUCACGACACGCCGAGUUUCAGCGCAUACCGAUCUACUAUGCCUCCAAUCUUGCCAGGAAAUGUAUGGUAGUGUAUCAAACGUACGUUUCCGCCAUGAAUGACAACAUCAAGCGUCUUUUCCGCGAGAGAAUGGCAGAAGCAGAACAAGCUGGUGAUACUGACAGAGGUGGACCUUGGGAUUUCCGUUUUGUUCGCAGUUUGAAGAACCUCGAACGAUUUGAUGAUGUUGGGGGCUGUGUAGUACUGGCGAGUCCGGGAAUGCUACAAAGCGGCAUCAGCAGAGAGCUUCUUGAACGAUGGGCGCCCAGCGAUAGGAAUGGGGUCGUGAUCACUGGAUACAGCGUAGAAGGCACAAUGGCAAAACAGAUGUCGCAUGAGCCGGAUAGCAUACCAGCCAUCAUGACCAAUCGAAGCGCAGCACCUGUGGGGAGAAGAGGUCCGGGCGCCAAUGGUGAGGCCGAAAAGCCAAUGAUACCAAGGAGAUGUAGCGUGCAAGAGUUCAGCUUUGCUGCUCAUGUGGAUGGUCAAGAGAAUCAGAGUUUUAUCGAGGAGGUUGCAGCUCCUGUUGUGAUAUUGGUUCAUGGAGAGAAACACAACAUGAUGCGUCUCAAGUCCAAGCUUCUUUCGCUCAACAACGACAAAGCAACCAAAACCAAAAUCUUCAGCCCUGCCAACACCGAAGAACUUCGCAUUCCAUUCAAAGUUGACAAGACUGCCAGAGUGGUUGGACAACUUGCUCAGCUUCCUCCGCCCAAAUCCUCGGACCCCGAGGAGGAAAGGCUCAUUACCGGUGUCCUUGUACAGAACGAUUUCAAGAUGUCCCUGAUGGCGCCUGAAGAUCUCAGGGAGUAUGCCGGAUUGAACACGACCACGAUCAUGUGCAAGCAGAAGAUCACGCUAAGCGCAGCUGGGAUCGACUUGAUCAAGUGGGCUUUGGAAGGAACUUUCGGUGCCAUAGAGGAGAUCAAGCCGCAGAAGAAGCCGUCGUCAAAUGGGGCUACUCAGGUCAACGGCAACGGUGUGUCCCAUGAAGAAGAAAUAGCAGACGAAGAGAUUGAAUACUCUCCGCAUGCGGUUGCGUACCUGGUCAUGGGCUGUGUGAUUGUUCGGUACCAGAACAAUGGGCAGGUAGAGGUCGAAUGGGAGGGCAACAUGCUCAAUGAUGGGAUUGCCGAUGCAGUGCUGGCUGUACUAUUCACAGCGGAAAGCAGUCCGGCUGCGGUCAAGCAAUCUUCGAAAAGUCAUCAACACCACCACCAUCAGGGUGAACGCAACCUUCACUCGAACGUCACACCGGAAGAGCGAUUCUCACGUCUCUGCAUGUUCCUUGAAGCCCAAUUUGGUCCCUUAGUCACUCCUCUAGCCAAACCGAAAACCCUCCCUAAGCCGCCGAAGCCUGCGCUUGACGGCGACGGCAUCAAGAACGAGCCCGAGGAAGAAGCAGAUGAAGAUGAUGUGGAGGACCAGGAAGCAGAAGAAAUCGAGAGGUUGCAUAGUAUUGGGAUUCCCGUGCCUGGCGUUCAAAUCAAAGUGGACAAGCAAGUGGUGAAGGUCUGGUUGGAGACGCUGGAGGUGGAGUGUGCGAGUAAUGUGCUCCGGGAGAGGGUGAAGGCGGUGGUCGAGAGGGCGGUAGAAACGGUAGCUCCACUUUGGGGAAAGGGCAAGAAUUGA
This is a messenger RNA of Letharia columbiana, 2493 nucleotides long. RefSeq lists its product as uncharacterized. Gene Ontology annotation, molecular function: 5'-3' exonuclease activity; RNA binding; RNA endonuclease activity. Gene Ontology annotation, cellular component: mRNA cleavage and polyadenylation specificity factor complex. The coding region runs from base 1 to 2493 and encodes 830 amino acids. Gene Ontology annotation, biological process: mRNA 3'-end processing by stem-loop binding and cleavage. The transcript has 6 exons. NCBI's taxonomy places the organism in Eukaryota, Fungi, Ascomycota, Lecanoromycetes, Lecanorales, Parmeliaceae. The record is from RefSeq and is a predicted model, not a curated record.